Molecule: messenger RNA, 3884 nt
Organism: Syngnathoides biaculeatus (alligator pipefish)
Lineage: Eukaryota; Metazoa; Chordata; Actinopteri; Syngnathiformes; Syngnathidae
Gene: gucd1
Product: guanylyl cyclase domain containing 1
Exons: 6
Coding region: 443-1075 (210 amino acids)
Source: RefSeq, a predicted model, not a curated record
UUUGCCCAUUCAUAUCGGCUGGAUGGCGGUAUGUGCUGUGUCGCCUGUGAUCGCUCACAAGUUGAGCGUAGAAGAAGACGCGCUACGGCGAGCCGGAGAAAAUACCUUCAUCGAGCAGUACUCCCACCCUUUAUUGUGUUAAAUUUUAUCGAGAUUUUAAGUGUUUUUGUAUAUUAGUUUUCCCGUGUGUGUGAGUCCAUAUUUAAAGCGGUUGAGUGGCUGGGUGCUUAAGAAGGGAUACUACGAAAACAUUAAUACUGUAGCCUGGCCGCUAACAGUAAACUUGAGAUGUAUUUAUUUUUAAUCGACGAACAAUCGAAAAUGACAAAUUCAGGUGUUCAAAGGCCAUCAUAAACAGCACAUUUUCAUCUGGGAAAACUUGUAGGCGGAUUUUCCUUCAAAAGAGACGACAGCAGUAUGACAGGUGAGUGACACCCAGCUGAUGUCAACAAGCCCACAUGAUGCCGUCCUAUUGGAUGUACCUGUCAUUCAGCAGCUGUACCACUGGGACUGUGGUUUAGCCUGCUCCAGGAUGGUACUCAAGUACCUUCACCCCAUUAGUGAUGCACAGUUUCAGAGAGCAUGCUGGGACCUGAAAAUGACGGAGAGCGUGUGGACUAUUGACCUGGCCUACCUCAUGUGCCAUCUAGGAAUCAAGCAUUGCUUUUGCACACAGACACUAGGAGUUGAUAAGGGCUUUAGGAAUCAGUCCUUUUAUAAGAAGCAUUUUGAUACCGAAGAAGAUCGUGUGAAUGAGCUUUUCCAUAAAGCUGAGAACAAAGGUGUGGUGGUGAAGAAAUGCUCUGUGACCAUUCACGAAAUCCAGUCUCAUCUAGAAGAGAAACACGUUGCCAUUGUGCUAGUCAACGCUGUCAUCUUGACGUGCGAACUUUGCUCUGCGCCCGUCAAAUACUGCUGCUUCCUCCCCGUGGGUCAGAAGUGUUUCUGCAGGAAACCGGAGUAUCAGGGGCAUUUUGUAGUGCUGUGCGGCUUCAACAGGACGACCGGCUGCAUCUUGUACAACAAUCCUGCGUAUUCCGACCAAUCUAGGGGUCUGCUGCACCACCAUCAGUAACUUUGAGGAGGCUCGGCGGAGCUACGGGACGGAUGAGGACAUCCUCUUCAUAUUUAAAGCGAGUUGAUAGACACUUUUGAAACAUUUGGAUUUGACUUCAUGUAAUGCACUCCUGUUGAUGAGAUAGUGAAGUAUUUCAGCGGGUCCACAUCCCCCCUUUACCCGACCUCCCUCACUGGUGCUAUUGAGUCGAGCCGCUCACGUGAAAAAGACUUCAACAUCGAUGUUCCUCUUUUACGACCAACACCACUCAGCCUAUUAAGGAAUUAACUCAAUAGGUCAUGCUAAAUUGUGUAGAAUUAUGCUUUUUUUUUACGGGGGGGUUGAUUAACUAUGAAUAUGCUAUUAGAAUUUUUGAAUGUUAGGCUUUUCAUGAACCUGAAAAGAGUCUUCAAGUACAGUAGAGGAAUUAUGAUACAUUCUGACCUAUAUAGGAGUUUUCAGGAAAUUGUGUACUACAUUAUUCAGGUCUUAUGACGUUUGUCCAUAAUUUUUGUUUCAAGUCAGUUCUUGUUUCCUCAAAUCUUCCUAACUCAACUUUGUCUCACAUUUUGUUCAUAAAUAUUGCAACAGGGAAAUUUAGUUGAGCUGUGAAAGUCUCAGGUAAUUACAAUCUGCCUUACAAAGAUGAUUUUUGUUUUGAUGAAUGCUGUCAGAGAGGUAUAAUGUUAAUAUUUGUUAAUUAUUGUAGUUGUUGUUUUCAGUGGAGUAAAACUGCACCGCAUUAUGAAGUCGUUUUUACAUUUUGCAAUAAUGUAAACCGCAUUCAUUUAUGAUUAGCACUGAAAGAAUUCUCUUAGAGGACUUGGAUUGGAUGACGUUAGAGAGAGUAUUGGUCCCCUUUUUAAAUUUUUAUAUUUUUGCAAAUUUUCCCCACUCUAAAAUCAUCAAACAUGUAAAUAGACAAAUAUAGCCCGUUGGAAAGUAAAAUGGUGUUUUUAAAUGAUUUCAUUUAUUAAAGAAAAAAAAAACUGUUCAAACGUAUCUGGCCCUGGGUGAAAAAGUAAAGGUCCCUGAAACCUAAAACCGGGUUGGGCAAUCUUCAGCGGCAACAACUGAAAUCAAGCAUUUUGGCAAGGUGACUUUUACAUCUAUGUGUAGUAUUUUGGCGCUUACUAGUAGGAUUGUUUGAAUUCAGCAACAAUGAAGACUUAUGGAGCAUGAACAACCUUUCGAAGGUCUAACCCUAACCCUAACCCUGGAAUCAAGUUUGAACUUUGACUCUGUCAUUCCAAAACCUUCCCUUUGUUUUUCAAGCCAGACAGUUGACUUGCUGGUGUGUUUUACAUCGUUAUCCUGGUAUAGCUCCCACGUGCGCUUCAGAUGGUGGUCAUAAGUUGAUGGCUGCGCAUUCUGAAGAAAUUUGUGUAUAAGAGCAGAAUUCAUGGUUCCAUCAAAUACAGGAAGUUGUCCAGGUCCUGAAGGAGUGCAGCAGCCCAGCGAUCACACUACUCCCACCAUUUUUAAAUGGUGGUAUGUUCUUUUUCUGAAAAGCUGUGCUACUUUGAUGCCAGAUGUAACAAGACACCUUCCAAAAAGUUCAUCCUUCAUCUCUUCAGUUCUUAUGAUAUUCUUCCAAAGUCUUGGGGAUCAAUCAGAUUUUUUUCUUUAAUUAAAAGUAAGACGAAUCUUUAUGUUCUUUUUGUUAAGUAGUGGUUUUCGGUUUGGAACUCUGUCAUGGAUGGCAUUUUUCCCAAGUCUCUUCCUUACUGUCAUGAACACUGACCUUAACUGCAGCAAUAGAGGUUUGUCCUGAGUUCCUUUUUGCUAUCCUGGAUGAGUCAUUGCUCUUCUAUUGGGGUCUUUAUAGGCCAGCCUCUCCUUGGAAGCAUCACCACUGUUCCAGGUUUUCUCUGUGUGAGGUUAAUAGCUCUUCUGGUGGUUUGCUGGAUUGCCAAAGCUUUAGAAAUGGCUUUUCUUUUAAAAAUUUACAGAUUGAUAGAUCCCAAUUACUUUAUUUCUCAAGUGCUCUAGAAUUUCUUUGAAUCAUGUUAUUUUGUUCUAUCUUUCUUAGAUAAGUCGGGACCGAUUCAGUUGUGAGUUAUUAAUAGGUCUGGAGGUAAUUAGGAUUGGUUGUGAUCAAUUCAAAUGAAGUGAAAAUGAUAUGAUUGGCCACAAUUCUUUUGUCAUUAAAAGUGGUGGGGGUGUUAUUUUUCUACACAGGGCCCGGUAGCACAAUAUUUUUUCCUUAAUGAAUGAAUGAAUUUACAAAAGUGCAUUUAGAAUUCACUUUGAUUAUAUUUGUCUAUUACAUGUAUCUUUUUCAUUAUCUUGCACAUUACACACAUUACGGUGCAAAAAUGCAAAAAAAAAAAAAAAAAAAAUUGAGAAGGGGGUGAAUACUUUAUCCACUCCUCUUAGAUGGAUUAGUCCUAUGUUGGAAUUUUUGGUGUGUCUCAUGGGGUGAGAUUUAUGAACUCUCAUAUAAGACGAGUCCUACCGAAGGGAAAUCAGACACCAUAAAAUAUUCCAAAGCUGAAGUUGCCUAAAGAAGAACGUACUUAAAGAUAGAGCUUUCCUGUAUUGGUCACAUUUUGGGUUAUGAGUGUUCAUUAUCGAUGAAAGUGAACAGUUUGCAAUGCCUCAUUUUUCUGGUUUCAAUUUAAUGUGCAACAACACAAUUAGAGUAUGAAUUAAAACAAUUCUUUUGAUCUUCAUGACAACACAGAGGUCUGUUUGGAUUUUUGUUUAAUGCUGUAAUUAAAGUGUUUGAACCUUAAACCUCAUUCCUAUAAUACUCAUCUGCAUUAUUACUGUAAAGCUCACGUUUGCAUUAGAAAUGUAAUUUUAUUUUUUCAAUUUGUCAACU